UCCCACAUGUGAUGGACCCCCAGCAGUUUGAUGGAGGCCAUGUGUUAGAGGGCUGUAACACACCCGGUAACAGGGACCACCGGCCCCCUCCUGCCAAACUGGUCCGCUUGGAGUUGAACGGUGGCGGGGGCCCCCCAGGGACACACCAGGGCAGGACGAGACAGGGGAGCCCAGGGGUCAGAGCCCUUACUUCGGCCCCCAAACCCACCACACCCACACCACAACCCAAGAACUGGCAUAAAAGAGGUAAGACUGAAAAAGAAAAGGGGCGGGGCAAGAGGGAGGAAUGGGUGAAUAGAGGAGUGAGAUGGGUGCCCAGAUAGACUCUGCGCAUAGUAGGGUUGUGAAGCAAGGGGAAUUUUCCAGGUAACUUUCCAAAUGUACCAGUAAACUACCAAAAUUUUUGAAAAUGUCAAGAAUUGCAUGGUGCUUUACCUUUUCAUUUCCCAUGUCCCCUGCUUCUAUCUGUAUGCUGUGAUGUGAUUGGCUGUGCUGUGUGUCCGUCAUCCCAGGGAGCCUGCUGCCUGUGCUGUGUUUGGUGGAGCACAGAGAGAGCCCGGUCCCGGCAGUGGAGGCUGAGAGGAGAGAGGAGCAUGCAGAGUUUGUACUGGUCAGGAGAGACAUGCUGUUUAACCAGCUGAUAGAGAUGGUUCUACUGGCCCUGGGCUACUCUCACAGCUCAGCAGCACAGGCGAAAGGUACACACAUAUGCACAGCUCACACACCAACACACACACAUACACAUAAAUCAUGCUCUCACACACAUACACUCUCUCUCUCUCUCUCUCUCGUCUCGCUCUCGCCUCUCUCUCUCUCUCUCUCCUCUCUCUCUCUCUCGUCUCAUCUCUCUCUCUCUCUCCUCUCUCUCUCUCUCUCUCCCACUCUCAUCUCUCUCUCUCUCUCUCUCUCUGCUCUAUUACCCACACACACAUACACACACGCCUUCUCUUCCUCCAGUGUCAGUGUUUGUAACACAGUGUGUGCGCAUGCGUGCCUGUGCCUGUGUGUGUACCUAUAGGUUCGAUCCAGGUGGGUAGGUGGAACCCUGUCCCUCUGUCCUGUGUGACUGAUGCUCCUGAUGCCACUGUGGCUGACAUGCUGCAGGACCUCUACCAUGUCACCACCAUCAAGAUCCAGCUCACCAGGUACACCAUCAUCUCUCGUGGACAGACAUACGUAACAUAAAUGGUAUCUUAACGUCUGUCAACAGACUAUGGGAUCGACGGCUAACGAGGAACAUUGUUCCGGUGCGCUGGUUUUGUGUCACUGGUAAUUUGGAUGAAUCACAAUUUGGCAGCGCGCUGCAUCUUUAGAAUUUCUGAAGGGGAGGGCACAUGUGGCCCAUAUACUUCCAUGAGACAUGCGGAGAGAGGGGAGGUGGAGCUACCAAAGUGGUUCUGGAAUUUGCACUAGUUUCGUAUGUCAUACCUCUCCCCCCAUAACCUAAUCAAGUAGUUUACAUGAGAUUCUUGUUUCUGGGUUGCCGAGAUUAGGUAAACCAGGCCACAGCUUCUGAUGCUACAUCUGUCAACCUGCUUUCAGUGGGGGUGUGUAGUGUCAGGAAAUGGUUUGCGUGAAAAUCUGCUUGGCUGCAUUCGUGGUUUAUGAAAUAAUAAUAAUAAUAAUACUAAUAAUUCACCAUUCUGGAAACACAGCAGAUGUGUUGUGUGAAGUAAUUAACUAAUAACUACCACCAGGUGAGGCAGGCAGGCACACACACACACACACGCACACACACACAGGCACAUAGGAACACAAUCGCACAUACACACAUAGUGACACACACACACAGAAACACACAGUCAGCCAAAGUCUAAAUCUGCCACUCCACAGAGGAGGGCCCCCACAAUUUCAGACAGCAUUUUUAUUCAUUUGUCAACUAGGCGCGGCCACCCGCGGAGCGAAGCACGCCCGCAGCGCGAGCGCGAGGGCACCCACGCACGAGCGGGCCCCCGAGCGCCCCAGAAACCCGCAGCACUAAAGCGACGAGACCGACCGAGCGCAACCACCCCGCGGGCCCACAAAGCCCCCAGCGAACCGCACGGAGCGCGCCCCGCGAGGACCGAGACACCACCCGCCCGCGGGCACCAAUCGCACCAGCGAAGCGAAAAGCGCCAACGACGAACAAAAAACCCACCGGUCAAAAUAGCAAGCACCAAGCGAAACCAUCAGAAGACAGAGCUAGACGACGUCAAGAGCAACCGCACCAAAAUCCGUAUCUCCCCCAAGAAACAAUAUCAGACCGCAACACCGCUCCCACCGACCCACCAACCUCUUUCACGAAACUCGCACAUCAUGAGAUCACUGCUAUUCCUAGACCGAGCUCUCUCGUCAACAUGAUCUCCGUUCUCGCGAUCUCUCUCGAGCUCCUCUCGUAUCUCUCUCUCUCUUCUCUCUCUCUCUCUCUCUCUCUCGCUCCUUUCCUCUCUCUCUGCAUGUUCCCCCCUCUCCCCCCCCCCACUCUCUAGUUGUCCCAGGUUGGAGGACCUACCUCCAGAACAGUGGAGUCACUCCACAGUGAGAAACGCCCUGAAGGAGCUAUUGAGAGACAUGAACCAGAGCUCACUGGCCAAAGAGUGCCCUCUGUCCCAGGUACAACCAGUGAUUUAUAUAUACACUAGAUGACUGAUGGGGUGCGCUGUGUUGAAGCCACAGCAUAGCCAUCUUGGCACUCCCCCACCAUUGUAAAACAUAUUUUGGAAGCUAUAGAAAUGCAUUUAUUAAUGUCUACAUUCAUUAUGCCACGUUUAUUCUAUUACAGACACGUUAAUGCAUACUUUUAAAUUAGAUUAUGUGAGCUAAACAUAAUUAUAAAAAAAUGAAAAAAUAUUAAAAACAUUUUCCUUAAAGUAGUAGAGAUUACUAAUGUUACUGUCCCCAAUCUAACAAAAAAAUACUUCAUUUUGUCCUUGAAACAUUUAAUUGAAAUACUGUAGAAUUCCAUUCAUUCCUAUGGAGGACUGCUCCUACUGGGGAGACUUCAAAGGCUCUCAAUUACCAAUACAUAGCACCAGCAAUCCAGGGUUUAUAUACAUCAUUGGGUACAACACACACACACACACACAGGCCUAAACACGUACAUACACACACUCACGUACGCACAAACACGUACACAGACACACAAACAGGCAUAAACUAGUGCACGGAUUGCUGAGACAAAUAAGGUCUGGGGCAGAGAGAGAGAGAGAGAUACUGUAUAAGGGAUGUUUAUCUUUUAAAGAGCCAUGCUGCAUCCUGUUACCUACAGCUCUGCUGACUUAUACUGUACCUCUGUACCCUUCUGCUACUGUCUGUCUCUUCCUAGUCAAUCUCUGUCUUUCUCUUUCUUUCUGUGUGUGUAUCUCAUACUUGUUGCAUGCCCAGCCUUUAGCUCAGUGGGCUAAAACAGUCUUGUAACAUGCAGGCAGGUGACCCAAGUUUGAACCCAGUCGGCCACACAUGCACAGCAUCUCACUCACACACUGAAUUGCUUUACACACACACACACACACACACACACACACACACACACACACACACACACACACACACGUGUUACUGUGAUGGAACACAGCGUAGAGGCACCUGCUGUUGGAGAACAGAUGGAUGUGUCUUGUGAAUAUUUAAAACAAUCAAAAUAGUCUGUCUGUUACUCACCCUGAGGGCAGCAACUACAGCCUCAGUCUAAUAAACAGACAUUUCUGUUUUCAUAUUCUCUCUCUCUCUCUUUAUGUUUAUGUCUGUUCCCACUCCCCUCUUUCUAGCUCAUUCUCUCCCUCCAAAUGUCUCUCUCUCUCUUUCUCUCUCUCUCUCUGACUCUGUCCACCCCCCGCCCUCUCUCUUUCAAUUCAAUGGGCUUUAUUGGCAUGGGAAACAUAUGUUUACAUUGCCAAAGCAAGUGAAAUAGAUAAUAAACAAAAGUUUCUGUCUCUUCAGUUAUUGGGAGCAGAUUAGAAUAAAUCUGAAGAGAUGAAAGGUGUAAUCAAAUGUGAAGACGACACAGGAUUGUCUCGAGGGAUUCUUUUUAGCUUCCAUUUCUUAAAUGACAGAUGGCACCUAGAUGAGGCUGCACACUCAAACACACACACACACACACACACACUCAUCUGUCUUUAUUAAAGGGUUUACCUGGGGGGGGGGGUUUUAAUAACACCGAUCUGAGUCCGUUAUCAUCACACAUUCUAUGUUCAGCUGAGACAGACACACACACACACACAGGGAGAGAAAUGGAGUCUUUUAAAACGGAGACAAAAUGAGGCAACAAUUAUUUAAAAUGUGAAUCGUUACUUUGUCGCUCUUUUUAAUACUGUUGUAUAAUAUAUUAUUUCUGACUUCAAAUGCAAUUAUUGCACAGUUCUCCAGCUCUGUUGCCAAGAGGAGAAUAGACUGGCCCUCAGGCUCAUGUAUGUACAGUAUAUAGCAUGUAUUCUAUUUAUUAUGACUAUAUUUUGCAUUGAUCUGCUGUGGUUGAGUAUUCAUAAAGCGUUUCCCUGCCACUGUUACGACUCCAUGUUCUUCUCUUUUCCCUUUGUCCUUCUCUCAGAGUAUGAUCUCCUCCAUUGUAAACAGCACCUACUAUGCAAAUGUCUCGGCAACCAAGUGCCACGAGUUUGGCCGCUGGUAUAAGCACUUCAGGAAGACCAAGGGCAUCAUGGGUAAGACUACAGGGUGGCUUAAAGGGGUAGUUCACUUAUAUUGAUCCUCAAUGGUAAUGUUAGCAAAUAGUAGCUGUGGCUAUUUAUAAAUACUCCCCUCUCAUUUACAUCUCUCCUCCUCCAUCCCUCUCUCCACUACUCUCUUCCUCACUUCAGAGAUUGACAGCUUCUCUGACCAAUCCCAACCGGGCUCCACACACCCAUCAACCAAACAACCAUUCCCAGGCAGCACAGCCGAGCAGGUCGGCUCCUCGCCCCUCCCCUUCCCUCACGGGGGUGCCGCUCAUAUUUCUGGGCGUGGUUGUCUGGCCCCAAGUCUCUGCCCCCCCGGGCUGGUGACCGCCCCCCUCAGCCCCCAGCUAGUCAGCCCCCAACAGAUAGUCAUGGCCCAGUUCCUCAACCAGCAGUAUGCAGUCAGCCAUAUGCUAGCCCAGCAGAGCCUGUCUGUAUCUGUCUCCACCUCCCCCCAGCAGCUCCUCAACUACCCCCCUGUGUGGAGGCCUCCCCCCUCCCUGGCCCUAGCCAAGGGCCUCGACCCCCAGCCUCAGGCUGGACCACCAGGACCCGGGUCUGGGUCCCAGAGCCAAGUGUGUGGACCAUCAGACAUCUCAUGUGAGAUCUACCAGAGGGUGAGAGAGGAGCUGAAGAGAGCAGGCAUCUCCCAAGCUGUGUUCGCCCGCGUGGCCUUCAACAGGACCCAGGUAGGAGACAGACAGGGAGAUAGGGGUACUGGAUGUAUGGGACUGUGCUGUAAACUAAGGGUUAGGGAUUAAUUAGGGGGUGGGGUUGGUGAAGGACAGAGAAAAGGGGGGUUGGUGUUAUGGUGUGUGUAAACUGUGUGCUGGUGUUAUUGGAUUGAGUGUGUGUGCGCGUGUGCAUGACGAUUAGCUCUUGGCAUGGCCUUUGCCGCAGUUUCUGUUCUGAGUGUGUGUGUGAAUGCGUGUGCUGUUGCAUGUGUGUGCAUGUGCUCUGUCUCUCUCUGUGUGCCAGCUCUUCUCUGUAGUAGGAACUCAUGCCAGUGGUGAAGUAGCUGCUGGGCCAGCCAGUCACACUCCCUCAGAGAGUCUACCUCUCCCUGUCUAAUCACACUCCCUCAGAGAGUCUCUACCUCUCCCUCUCCCUCUCUAAUCACACUUCCCCAGAGAGUCUCUACCUCUCCCUGUCUAAUCACACUCCCUCAGAGAGUCUCUACCUCUCCCUGUCUAAUCACACUCCCUCAGAGAGUCUCUACCUCUCCCUGUCUAAUCACACUCCCUCAGAGAGUCUCUACCUCUCCCUGUCUAAUCACACUCCCUCAGAGAGUCUCUACCUCUCCCUGUCUAAUCACACUCCCUCAGAGAGUCUCUACCUCUCCCUGUCUAAUCACACUCCCUCAGAGAGUCUCUACCUCUCCCUGUCUAAUCACACUCCCUCAGAGAGUCUCUACCUCUCCCUGUCUAAUCACACUCCCUCAGAGAGUCUCUACCUCUCCCUCUCCCUCUCUAAUCACACUUCCCCAGAGAGACUCUACCUCUCCCUCUCUCUCUCUAAUCACACGUCCCCAGAGAGUCUCUACCUCUCCCUCUGUAAUCACACGUCCCCAGAGAGUCUCUACCGCUCCCUCUCUAAUCACACUUCCCCAGAGAGUCUCUACCGCUCCCUCUGUAAUCACACGUCCCCAGAGAGUCUCUACCUCUCCCUCUGUAAUCACACUUCCCCAGAGAGUCUCUACCUCUCCCUCUCUAAUCACAUUUCCCCAGAGUCUCUACCGCUCCCUCUCUAAUCACACGUCCCCAGAGAGUCUCUACCGCUCCCUCUCUAAUCACACUUCCCCAGAGAGUCUCUACCUCUCUAAUCACACGUCCCCAGAGAGUCUCUACCUCUACCUCUCUAAUCACACUUCCCCAGUCUCUACUGCUCCCUCUCUAAUCACACUUCUCCAGAGUCUCUACCUCUACCUCUCUAAUCACACUUCCCCAGAGAGUCUCUACCUAUACCUCUAUAAUCACACUUCCCCAGUCUCUACUGCUCCCUCUCUAAUCACACUUCUCCAGAGUCUCUACCUCUACCUCUCUAAUCACACUUCCCCAGUCUCUACUGCUCCCUCUCUAAUCACACUUCCCCACAGUCUCUACCUCUAUAAUCACACUUCCAGAGAGUCUCUACCUCUAUAAUCACACUUCCCCAGAGUCUCUACCUCUCCCUCUGUAAUCACACGUCCCCAGAGAGUCUCUACCGCUCCCUCUGUAAUCACACGUCCCCAGAGAGUCUCUACCUCUCCCUCUGUAAUCACACGUCCCCAGAGAGUCUCUACCGCUCCCUCUCUAAUCACACUUCCCCCAGAGAGUCUCUACCUCUCCCUCUCUAAUCACACUUCCCCAGAGAGUCUCUACUGCUCCCUCUCUAAUCACACUUCCCCCAGAGAGUCUCUACCGCUCCCUCUCUAAUCACACUUCCCCAGAGAGUCUCUACCUCUCCCUCUCUAAUCACAUUUCCCCAGAGUCUCUACCGCUCCCUCUCUAAUCACACGUCCCCAGAGAGUCUCUACCUCUCCCUCUCUAAUCACACUUCCCCAGAGAGUCUCUACCUCUCUAAUCACACGUCCCCAGAGAGUCUCUACCUCUACCUCUCUAAUCACACUUCCCCAGUCUCUACUGCUCCCUCUCUAAUCACACUUCUCCAGAGUCUCUACCUCUACCUCUCUAAUCACACUUCCCCAGUCUCUACUGCUCCCUCUCUAAUCACACUUCCCCACAGUCUCUACCUCUAUAAUCACACUUCCAGAGAGUCUCUACCUCUAUAAUCACACUUCCCCAGAGUCUCUACCUCUCCCUCUGUAAUCACACGUCCCCAGAGAGUCUCUACCGCUCCCUCUGUAAUCACACGUCCCCAGAGAGUCUCUACCUCUCCCUCUGUAAUCACACGUCCCCAGAGAGUCUCUACCGCUCCCUCUCUAAUCACACUUCCCCCAGAGAGUCUCUACCUCUCCCUCUCUAAUCACACUUCCCCAGAGAGUCUCUACUGCUCCCUCUCUAAUCACACUUCCCCCAGAGAGUCUCUACCGCUCCCUCUCUAAUCACACUUCCCCCAGAGAGUCUCUACCUCUCCCUCUCUAAUCACACUUCCCCAGAGAGUCUCUACCGCUCCCUCUCUAAUCACACGUCCCCAGAGAGUCUCUACCUCUCCCUCUCUAAUCACACUUCCCCAGAGAGUCUCUACCUCUACCUCUCUAAUCACACUUCCCCAGAGAGUCUCUACCUCUCUAAUCACACGUCCCCAGAGAGUCUCUACCUCUACCUCUCUAAUCACACUUCCCCAGUCUCUACUGCUCCCUCUCUAAUCACACUUCCCCAGAGUCUCUACCUCUAUAAUCACACUUCCCCAGAGUCUCUAAUCACACUUCCCCAGAGUCUCUGCCUCUAUAAUCACACUUCCCAAGAGUCUCUACCUCUAUAAUCACACUUCCCCAGAGUCUCUACCUCUCUAAUCACACUUCCCCAGAGUCUCUACCUCUGUUUCUCUCAUCCCUCCAAUUUAUUUUCUCUCUCUCGUCUCUAGCACUUUCUCUGUCCAUCUCUCUAUAUCUCACUUUCUCUGUCCAUCUCACUUUCUCUGUCCAUCUCUCUAUAUCUCACUUUCUCUCUAUAUCACACUUUCUCUGUCCAUCUCUCUCUAUCACUUUCUCUGUCCAUCUCUCUAUAAAUCUCUCUAUAUCUCACUUUCUCUGUCCAUCUCUCUAUAUCUCACUUUCUCUGUCCAUCUCUCUAUAUCUCAAUUUCUCUGUCCAUCUCUCGUCUCUAUCACUUUCUCUGUCCAUCUCUCGUCUCUAUCACUUUCUCUGUCCAUCUCUCGUCUCUAUCACUUUCUCUGUCCAUCUCUCUAUAUCUCACUUUCUCUGUCCAUCUCUCUAUAUCUCACUUUCUCUGUCCAUCUCUCUAUAUCUCACUUUCUCUGUCCAUCUCUCUAUAUCUCACUUUCUCUGUCCAUCUCUCUAUAUCUCACUUUCUCUGUCCAUCUCUCUAUAUCUCACGUUCUCUGUCCAUCUCUCUAUAUUACAUUUACAUUUUAGUCAUUUAGCAGACGCUCUUAUCCAGAGCGACUUACAGUUAGUGAAUACAUAUCUUUUUAUACUGGCCCCCCGUGGGAAUCGAACCCACAACCCUGGCGUUGCAAACGCCAUGCUCUAUCAACUGAGCUACAUCCCUGCCGGCCAUUCCCUCCCCUACCCUGGACGACGCUGGGCCAAUUGUGCGCCGCCCAUGAGUCUCCCGGUCGCGGCCGGCUGCGACAGAGCCUGGAUUCGAGCCAGGAUCUCUAGUGGCACAGUUAGCACUGCGAUGCAGUGCCUUAGACCACUGCGCCACUCAGGAGUUUAUAUCUCCCUUUCUUUAUAUAUUUCCACCCUUCCUCUGUAUCCAACUUUAUGAUGUCUGCAUGUGACAGGUCUAUCCCUCAUUUUUCUCAUUCAAUUUCAAUCUUUCUCAUUUUUUCCCCAUUUCAUACCUCUCUCUCUCCCCCCUCUCUCUCUCCCUCCCUCCCUCCCUCUGUCUAUCCUGUCUGCUCCUGCCGUUAGAAGGCACUCACUCGAAUGGCUUCUAGAGAGACCUAGACCACUGUUAUUAUUACCAUCAUUAUCACCAGCAUCAUCAUGGGUGUCAUUAUAAUGAUCAAAGGCUGCCAUUAUAGCCACCCGCCCCCGCAUUUCUCCGUCGCUGUGACAACUGGGCUCUGCGGACAGGUAAAAGGGAGUGGGACAGAGGAAGGAAUGUCUCACCUGGGCAAGGUGCCAAGGAGUAGAGUGGGCGGGGCUUGGCUUGGAGUGUAAAGACCCUAUUGGAGUGUGAAGGCUUAAUGGCUGGGGGGGGGGAUCUACAUUAGAGGGGUACAGUCGUAACAACUGGAGUGACAUAUAAAAUCCCCUAUUAGAGCCCCAUCGUAUGGAAGAGUGACUGACUGCUGUACGAGCAGGAGCAGACAGAUAACUUAAUAAGGGACUGAUCCGUUUAAUAGCAGAGCUUUAGAAGGUGUCUGGAGUUGGUAAUCUGCUAUGUUUACUCUGCCACUUUAAAGGAAAAAACACUGCCUGUGAGGAUGUGUGCUGUCUGGGUGGGUGUGAGUCUAUGUUCAGAGGAUAUCCUAGUCUAGAUUAAUGGCCCUCAGCCAGUUUUAGUAUGGAACUUGCAAGUUGACAUUUAUUAGCUGUUUGGUCUUUAAUGUUAGGGUUAGGCAUUAGGGUUAGCAGUGUGGUUAAGGUUAGAGUUAAAGUUAGGGUUAGGUUUAAAAUCAGAUGUUAUGACAUUGUGGCUGUGCCAGCUAGUGACCACUCUGCAGAGCUGCCUCUAGAACAAGCUUCAUGAUGAAAACGCUAACCUGCACAAAACUUUCUAUUAGGGUUUUGUUUGAUGGUGUUAAUAAUUUAUCUUUAUCAGACAUUGUCUGUAAGUGUCUCUUGGCCUGGUCAACAUCACAGGGCUGCUACCCUGGAAGCGUAACUUGCCAAGUUUGAGACACUCCCAUUCAUUUCAAUUAGGGGUCUUCAACUUUCUCUUGCCCAGAAACUCCUUGCUCUGGUCAAACGCUACUACACGCCCACGGAUGUUAAGUAAUUCACAAUGAGUUUGGAUCUGAGUACCUCCCCGGUGAUUUCUAGAAUGGAAAUCCAUUCUAGACCGUCUGAUUGGGCCCAGAAACUGAUGGGUUGGGCCAGAGCCAUAACACAUGUGGGUAAAGCAGCAUUUAGAAAAUUAAUAAUUGGCUUUGAUACUCUGAUUGGUUAGAGAUGAUCCAAUCGCUGAUGACUUUGGUUUGUACAGUGCCCCUCGUCACCACAAAUUACUUCAAUGAUGGCAGUCUCAGACUGAAGUAUGUAAUGAACGACAGAGCUGCGGAAUAAUUCAGUUUGAGUCAUCAGGCAAAUUCAUGCUCUGCUCAUGCCGGCAAAAGUUACAUGUCCAGUGUAGCAGCUGUUUUCACGACGCCCUGGUGUAAGGGAAAUGGAAAAGGGGAUACCUAGUCAGUUGUACAACUGAAUGCAUUCAACUGAAAUGUGUCUUCCCCUCUUAGGAUAUGUGUAUCUGAGAGUGGGUAUCAUAGUGAUUCUAUUUCUAUGGUGUGUAUCUGGUCUUCAUGUGUCUUUCUAUCUCUGUGUGUCAGGGCUUGCUGUCUGAGAUCCUGCGGAAGGAGGAGGAUCCUAAGAGUGCAUCUCAGUCUCUACUGGUCAACCUGCGGUCCAUGCAGAGUUUCCUCCAGCUACCUGAAGGCGACCGCGACCGCAUUUACCAGGAGGAGAGAGAGAGGAGUCUGACCGCGUCGACCACUAUCAACCAUUCCCCACCACGCCCCACACAGGUCAGACAGACUGACAGGGAGAGAUGGGGUGUGUGUGUGUGCAUGGGUGUGUGCGUUGAAGUUAUAUCUUGUUCAUGAUAGUCUAAGAUAUAUUCCUCUGAUGUUUCAGACCAGAAAGGAAGAGGGAAACUUUGUUAAGGCUGAAGAUUGGCACUCCCGGGUUUCCAUAGGCAUUCCUGAAGUAAGCUCUCUCUCUCAAUUCAAUUCAAUUUCAAUUUAAGGGCUUUAUUGGCAUGGGAAACGUGUGUUAACAUUGCCAAAGCAAGUGAAGUAGAUAGUAAACAAAAGUGAAAUAAACAAUAAAUAUUAACAGUAAACAUUACACUCAGAAGUUUCAAAAGAAUAAAGACAUUUCAAAUGUCAUAUUAUGUAUAUAUACAGUGUUGUAACAAUGUGCAAAUAGUUAAAGUACAAAUGGGAAAAUAAAUAAACAUAAAUAUGGGUUGUAUUUACAAUGGUGUUUGUUCUUCACUGGUUGCCCUUUUCUUGUGGCAACAGGUCACAAAUCUUGCAGCUGUGAUGGCACACUGUGGUUUUUCACCCAGUAGAUAAGGGAGUUUAUCAAAAUUGGGUUUGUUUUCGAAUUCUUUGUGGAUCGCUGUAAUCUGAGGGAAAUAUGUGUCUCUAAUAUGGUCAUACAUUUGGCAGGAGGUUAGGAAGUGCAGCUCAGUUUCCACCUCAUUUUGUGGGCAGUGUGCACAUAGCCUGUCUUCUCUUGAGAGCCAGGUCUGCCUACGGCGGCCUUUCUCAAUAGCAAGGCUAUGCUCACUGAGUCUGUACAUAGUCAAAGCUUUCCUUAAGUUUGGGUCAGUCACAGUGGUCAAGUAUUCUGCCACUGUGUACUCUCUGUUUAGGGCCAAAUAGCAUUCUAGUUUGCUCUGUUUUUUUGUUUGUUCUUUCCAAUGUGUCAAGUAAUUCUCUUUUUGUUUUCUCAUGAUUUGGUUGGGUCUAGUUGUGUUGUUGUUGUUGUUGUCCUGGGGCUGUGUGGGGUCUGUUUGUGUUUGUGAACAGAGCCCCAGGACAAGCUUACUUAGGGGACUCUUCUCCAAGUUCAUCUCUCUGUAGGUGAUGGCUUUGUUAUGGAAGGUUUGGGAAUCGCUUCCUUUUAAGUGGUUAUAGAAUUUAACGGCUCUUUUCUGGAUUUUGAUAAUUAGCGGGUAUUGGCCUAAUUCUGCUCUGCAUGCAUUAUUUGGUGUUUUACGUUGUACACGGAGGAUGUUUUUGCAGAAUUCUGCAUGCAGAGUCUCAAUUUGGUGUUUGUCCCAUUUUGUGAAUUCUUGGUUGGUGAGCGGACCCCAGACCUCAGAACCAUAAAGGGCAAUGGGUUCUAUAACUGAUUCAAGUAUUUUUAGCCAGGAUCCUAAGUCUAUCUCUCCUCUCUCUCUAUCUCUCUCUCUAUCUACUCUCUCUCUCUCUCUCUCUCUCUCUCUCUCUUCUCUCUCUCUCUCUCUCUCUCUCUCUCUCUCUCUCACUCUCUCUCUCAAUUAAAUUGUAAAUGCUUUAUUGCCAAAGUGACAAUGACAACUUCUCUGCUAAUUAAACUGAAAUCAGAACAGAAAUAUCUUUACUAAUCAAAUGAUACAGCUGCUUUAGUAAACACAUCAACGCCUCUCUCCCUUCUCUCCCAUCUUUCCCCUCUCCCCUCUCUGCAGGUGAGGCUGUCUCCAGUAGCAGUAGUAAACAGAGGGGUGAUGAGCGAGGGAUGUGUUCUAAACAGAGGGGUGAAGAGCGAGGGAUGUGUUCUAAACAGAGGGGUGAAGAGCGAGGGAUGUGUUCUAAACAGAGGGGUGAAGAGCGAGGGAUGUGUUCUAAACAGAGGGGUAAAGAGCGAGGGAUGUGUUCUAAACAUCAACAGUUCUAUCUAUGAGGAGAUCCAACAGGAGAUGAAGAGAGCCAAGGUUUCUCAGGCCAUGUUCGCCAAGAUGGCCGCAUCCAAGAGUCAGGUACACACACAACACACACACAAACAUGUGUACACACACAAACACACACAGAAAAGAGAGGGUAUGGUACUCACUGACUGAGGGAUGCCUAUGGAAACAAUGCCAAUCUCCCUCUUGGAUUGAAACAGAGGAAAACGUUUAUUACAGACUGAUAUUAGCAAGUGCGUAACACACACACAUUUCUGCAAGUCCCUAUAAUAUCAGAUUUCCUAUGUGAUGUAUUAAUUUAUGAUAACAUCUUUACACAGAGCCACGUUGGGCAGUAACUGGCUGUGUAGGAAAUUGUCAACUAGCAAGCUGCAGUCUAUGGAGAGCUCUGAUCACUGCAUCACACACAUAAACACGCACACAUGUCACACACACACUUGAACACACACAAAAUGCUUGCCAACACACAGACAAACUGGUGGUUUUAUUGUGAUAGUUUUCCAGGCAGAACCGUAAGCUUGUUAUUGCCUUUUGUUUUGGGGAUCAUUUCCCUCCUCCGUAGAAUGGAGGGAUUUCUUUCUUUCUCUCUGUCUUUCUUUCACUCAAUUCUUGGUCAUCACACUUUCAGUCACCUCUAUUUCUUUCUCUCCGUCUCCCCACCUCCAUCUCUAUCCCUCUUUUACUGUCUUCCCCCUUUUCCCAUAUCUCUCGCUUUCUCUCGCUCUCUCUCCCCAUCUCUCUCAUACUAUCCUCUCAGGUAGUGUAGGUCUGUUUGGCAGGCAGCACCAUGUUGGAGCUCUGUGAUGUAUCUUCUCACUGCAUCUGCAUGGCUUUGCAUGCUAUUGCUGGGCUGCAGCCAGGUCUGUGUGUGCCACAGUGAUUGUGUAGAGGACAAGAGCUUGUCACUGCCGCUGCUUUCCCUCGCUGACUCCUCCUCUCCUCCAGCUCCUGGUAGAGAGAAGGGUUCUGCUUGAUGUUUACUAGGAGUUUGAACUGUAGUUAUUUUUAUAUAAAGUAUCAAUAACACUGUUGUUAUCUGGUCAUAAAAACAGAAGCUCUGUUUCAGUAUCUUUACUAAAGAUAGUAUAUUUUUGUAUCUUGCUUGAAUGGGUUCUGAGAAGGUUUGAAUUGCUAUUCUAUGGGUUCUCUGACCUGGUUCGAAUGUGUGUUCUGUGUGUGUGUUCUGCAGGGCUGGCUGUGUGAGCUGCUGCGCUGGAAGGAGGAUCCGUCCCCGGAGAACCGAACCCUGUGGGAGAACCUGUGUAUGAUCCGACGCUUCCUGAGUCUGGCCCAGACGGAACGAGACGCCAUCUAUGAACAGGAGAGCAACGCUCUGCAACAACACUGUACAGAAAGACUCACACAGCUAGUCAACGACAACACACCGGUCAGUCUACUCUGUAUAGCCUACAUACACAUGUACACGCAUGGAAGCACACACACACACACAACACAAACACAAUCCUACAGUGUAAAUGUACAUGCAUUACACAUGCACAGUUGAAGUCGGAAGUUUACAUACACCUUAGCCAAAUACAUUUAAACUCAGUUUUUCACAAUUCCUGACAUUUAAUCCUAGUAAAAAUUCCUUGUCUUAGGUCAGUUAGGAUCACCACUUUAUUUUAAGAAUGUGACAUUUCAAAAUAAUAGUAGAGAGAAUUAUUUAUUUCAGCUUUUAUUUCUUUCAUCACAUUCCCGGUGGGUCAGAAGUUUACAUACACUCAAUUAGUAAAUGGUAGCAUUGCCAUUAAAUUGUUUAACUUGGGUCAAACGUUUCGGGUAGCCUUCCACAAGCUUCCCACAAUAAGUUGGGUGAAUUUUGGCCCAUUCCUCCUGACAGAGCUGGUGUAACUGAGUCAGGUUUGUAGGUCUCCUUGCUCACACAUACUUUUUCAGUUCUGCCCACACAUUUUCUAUAGGAUUGAGGUCAGGGCUUUGUGAUGGCCAUUCCAAUACCUUGACUUUGUUGUCCUUAAGCCAUUUUGCCACAACUUUGGAAGUAUGCUUGGGGUCAUUGUCGAUUUGGAAGACCCAUUUGCGACCAAGCUUUAACUUCCUGACUGAUGUCUUGAGAUGUUGCUUCAAUAUAUCCACAUAAUUUUCCUUCCUCAUGAUGCCAUCUAUUUUGUGCAACCUGUCCCUCCUGCAGCAAAGCACCCCCACAGCAUGAUGCUGCCACCCCCGUGCUUCACGGUUGGGAUGGUGUUCUUCGGCUUGCAAGCGACCCCCUUUUUCCUCCAAACAUAACGAUGGUCAUUAAGGCCAAACAGUUCUAUUUUUGUUUCAUCAGACCAGAGGACAUUUCUCCAAAAAGUACGAUCUUUGUCCCCAUGUGCAGUUGCAAACCGUAGUAUGGCUUUUUUAUGGAGGUUUUGGAGCAGUGGCUUCUUCCUUGCUGAGUGGCCUUUCAGGUUAUGUCGAUAUAGGACUUGUUUUACUGUGGAUAUAGAUACUUUUGUACCUGUUUCCUCCAGCAUCUUCACAAAGUCCUUUGCUGUUGUUCUAGGAUUGAUUUACACUUUUCGCACCAAAGUACGUUCAUCUCUAGGAGACAGAACACUCCUCCUUCCUGAGCGGUAUGACGGCUGCGUGGUCCCAUGGUGUUUAUACUUGCAUACUAUUGUUUGUACAGAUGAACGUGGUACCUUCAGGCGUUUGGAAAUUGCUCCCAAGGAUGAACCAGACAUGUGGAGGUCAACUAUUUUCUUUCAUUUGAUUUUCCCAUGAUGUCAAGCAAAGAGGCACUGAGUUUGAAGGUAGGUCUUGAAAUACAUCCACAGGGACUCCUCCAAUUGACUCAAAUGAUGUCAGUUAGCCUAUCAGAAGCUUCUAAAGCCAUGACAUCAUUUUCUGGAAUUUUCCAAGCUGUUUAAAGGCACAGUCAACUUAGUGUUUGUAAACUUCUGACACACUGGAAUUGUGAUACAGUGAAUUAUAAGUGAAAUAAUCUGUCUGUAAACAAUUGUUGGGAACAUUACAUGUGUCAUGCACAAAGUAGAUGUCCUAACCGACUUGCCAAAACUAUAGUUUGUUAACAAGAAAUUUGUGGAGUGGUUGAAAAACAAGUUUUAAUGACUCAAACCUAAGUGUAUGUAAACUUCCGACUUCAACUGUACACACUCAAAUGCAGAGUUGUGUAGCUGCUUGACAAUAGUGUUCAUACCUCUAGUUUGGUGCUUGACCCUCUCCUCCUAUAACCCGUCCUAUUAUCAGCUCCCAUUGGUUUGUUUAUAACUUGACAUCCAUCUGUCUCCACCAGCUCGAACGCCAAUCCCCGUUGCAACAACAACAUCAUCAACGAACCCUGACCCCUCUGUGCCAGCAGCCCUUGCAGCCCCAGGCGGAGCCUCGCCUGCCGCCACGACAACCAUCCACAGCAUCACCGGCCGAGACUGAGGGGGGUAGGGGGCAACUGAGGACCUGGUGGGGGAGUAGUCAGGGUGAUGGCAGGGGAGAGGACAUUACUGGCAGGGGCAGUAGGGGUUGGGGCGAGGGUAGGGGUUGGGGCGAGGUCAGGAGUAGGGGUGUGUGUAGCAAUGACAAGGAAGGGGGCGAGGGAGGGUGGUCGGGGGGCAGACAGACUAACAGGGAGGGUGAUGGUGCGCGUGAUGGUGAGGGGGGCGAGGGGUUUUGGGUGUCCCGUGAGGCCCAGGGGAUCCUGCAGAGCUUCAUCCAAGACGUGGGUCUGAACCCAGACGAGGAGGCUGUCCACACCCUGUCAGCCCAGCUGGGCCUGCCCAAACACACCAUCCUCAGCUUCUUCCACAGCCAGCACCACAGCUACACUCACCAGAACCAUAGACAGGACUACAGUGAGAUCCGCCACAACCACAACCAACAUCCGAGCCAGAACCAGAACCAAAACCACAACUACAGGGAGAAUCACAACCAACACCACCAGGACCAGCUCUUCUGUAAUGGAGCAGGCCCAACCCAGCCUGAGAGAACUACAGGGGAGGAGGGGGAGGGAGGGACCGUAGAUCCCGCUGGACAGAUGGGGGGAGAGGAAGAGGAUAUAGAGGGGGAAGAGGAAACAGAGUGGAAGGGGGAGGAGGACACAAUUUUAAAAGAGUUGGAUGUGAGCAGUCAGACUAACGCCAUCGCCACCCUAGAGGAGGAGCAACAUGAUUCUAACCAAUCUGAGACUGCCCAACCACAUGACUCUGAUGAAUAACAUGACUCCACCCACUAGUUGUCCCCUCUAUCCCAAUGAGAAGGCAUCAAUUUGAUAGACUCAUUUAUCUCUGCAGAAAAUAACAUUCCCCUUUUCUAAAGAACUCUAGUAAUGAAUGAUGUGGUAUUAUAGGUGUUUCCCUUAUUUGUAAUGAAACAUUUAAAUAAAAGACUGACUGUGAAAAUAUAUGAAAUUAUGUAGUUAUACAUGUAUGCAAAGUUAUUUUAAAGGCCCAGUGCAGUCAAAAACUAGACUUUCCUGUGGUUUGGAUAUUUUCCACAUUGAGGUUGGAAUAAUACUGUGAAAUUGUGAAAAUUAUGAUAAUGCCCUUUUAGUGUAAGAGCUGUUUGUAAAGACAGCCUUAAAUUUGAGCCUGUUUUGAUGGGAUGGGGUUUUGGCCUGUCUGGUGACAUCACCAGGCGCUAAAUAAGUUCCAAAACUCUGCCAAUAACAGCUCAUUUUCAGUUUCCCCCUCCUCACUCAGACCACUCCCAGACAGUCCUAGCUAAAUUAUUGCUUGAGGAAUUGCUCCUCGCUAAGAAGCUAUUUUUGUUUCUUUUUGACCAUUUUAACUAAAAGCAAUCACAGUAAGGUACUUAAUUGUUAACCAGGAAUUCUUUGAUAUUGAGAUAAAAACAGCUGCAUUGGACCUUUAAGUGUUGAGGAUCCGAUUUUAAAGACAUUAUGCCAACAAAUGCCUUGUAGUAUGUGGCACUACCCAUCUGUUUCUAUGUCUAGAUUAUCCUCUCUGGAAUUAGAGGACAUCGAAAUGUGAAUAUUGAUAUUGAUCCACUCGCUCAGCUGUAUUAUAGACACAUGCUAUAUAGUGUUUGUUCUGGUUUCUUUCUCUUUUACAAAACUCCAACAACAACUAUGCUUUCUUACAUCGUUCUGUCAUAAUGUCCACUUGUCUCUUUGACUGACAGUAAAAUGCAAAAGUAUCUUAAAAGUCUUCGGUGGUCAACAUAGUUGAGGGAUGUCACUCAAAUGUUUUAUGCACAUUAUUUCACUCUAGCAAAUGUAGUGUAGGUCAAUUGCCUAAUUGUAGAAGAAAAGGCUAAAUAUGCAAAGGGUGUGUGUGUGUGUGUGUGUGUGUGUGUGUGUGUGUGUGUGUGUGUGUCCUGCCUCUUUUCCUUUAUCUACCAUCUUUGAAUCUGUUUGUGUUGAAAAUACAAUGUACUAUUUGUUUUAAGACUUCAUUCCAUUGAUUCAUGAGUUAUAUUUGAAGUUGUCGUUUUAAACAGAAAUGCAUUGGAUGCAGAAUUACAUUUAUGUCUUACUUAAAGCUGUGAUUUACUAUUUGUUUCAUCACACAUUAAACACUUAUAAAAUGGAGCUGCUGUUGAUUCGUUUUUCUGUGGUAUCGUACAAAUCUUCUGUCUCCAUGCUGAACCACAAUGUUCCUAAUCAGUCAAGUUUUCUUUUCCCAGACAGACUAGGAUAGGUAGAUAGACAUCUUGUUUCUGACAUGUUCACACCUGCUCAGUUAUUUUUCCAUUCAAAAUAAAUUAACUACUGUAAAAAGUUGUUUUGCUUAGAAGUCAAUCUUGUCAUUAUGCAACGAAUGUAACAUGGGGAAAUGUUUUGUUGGCUAUCGCUCUUAUGUUGUAUAGGUAAAUAACAUUUCACACAUUAGUGACCUGUUAGCUCCAAGGUCGUGGGGGUCAGUGUUAAGGGCUUGAAUGGUAGCUACAGCUUACUGUAAUUACAAGCAAAAGUUUUCCACUACCAUGGAAUCAUAAAACUUCUUAUCAGACAUGAUUGGAGGUGUGUGUGUGUGUGCUCACGUGCACAUACAGUACUGUCACGCACACUUACACAAACACUCACGCAUAAACACACACCCACAUGGUCACAUGCACAGUUAUUUAUCAGACACGUUUUACUAUUGAAAACAAAUGAACAUUUAUUGUAUCCAAAUUAAGACUGACCUAUGCCCAUAAAUAUACACUUUGAUCUUAGUUUUAUAACACAUCAGAAAAUCAAUUGAUAGAUGGGUCAUUCCACGAAAUGAGUACCUUUUCCAUCCACUUUGAUAUUUUAAGUAGAAAUUGGGUAUUGAAUUUUAAAAGGCUGUUAUAUUCAAUGAAGUGCCCUUUAAUAUAGACCACAUGGAGAAUUCAAUAAAUCAGAUUUUUUUAUAUGAAUAAAGACUUGCGAAAGUGCCAACAUUCUGCAUUUUGACAUGUCCCUCCGUGCACCCUCUGUGACUUCCAGGAAGAUUUUAACUCACUUAACCACAAAAGUUUUCACAAAGUAAUUUCUGAAGAUUAUUAUUUAUUUUAUGUGAUUAGCGGUUCAUUUGAAGGUAAAAACAUAACAAAAACACCUGUCCCUCAUUUUAAGGUCAACCCUGGUACGUGAACGGAACUCUAAUAUGGUGAAACUAUUCCUUUUUAAAUAAUGUUUUUUUUUUCAAAAGAAACAUGAACAUCUAAUAGUGAAGUCACAGUGUAAAAGCAGGUGAGCUGGUUUUACUAUUUUUAGCUAUUGUAUGGUGUUUUGUGAUGAAAAACUGAGUGGGUCGAGCACAACAUGUCAGCCCUGUCACCCAUAGAUAGACAGGCUAGGAAUGUUUGAACUGUUGAAUCAUUUGGGUGAAGCUUGUAUUCAAUUGCCCCUCCCUGUUGCACACAGCUUCCAUUCCCCCUGUCACAAGGGGAUUUAUGGCUGAUUUCAGAUGAAAUCGUCAACCCUGUUACAGUCAACCCUGUUACUUUAUUUGUGACUUAAUAGGCACUUACUAUAGUAAUUUUGUUAUUUAAGAUGGGAAAAUUUGUUUUUUAUUAGGUUGAACAUGUGCUCUUUAUAACGGAAUGUCAAAAGUAUUUUUCACCAAGUUACACAUAUCAAAAGGCACCGAAUUGGUAGAACGACCCAGAGUUAUUUAUCAGCCACGUUUUACUAUUGAAAACAAAUAAAGAUUUAUUGUAUCCAAAUGAAGACCAACCUAUGCCCAUAAACAUACAUGUUGGCAUUAGUUUUAUAACUGUUUUAUAACACAUACAUUACCACAUCAGUACCUGCUGCUAAUAUGUGGUUUAGAGCAACAUGUAUAAAAGGUAGUGGGACUGAGGAGUAGAAACAGAAGACAGACUUAGAGAGAUAAACUCUGGCUCUGGCUCUAGUGUUUCUGUGCCUGCUUGGAGCACAGGGUCUCACCAAUGAUGCCAUGGAGAAACAGGUCCUCACUGGAGAAUGACAGAUAGAGAGAGAGAGGGAGUGGGGUAAGAGAGAGGGAGAGAUGGUGGGAGAGAGAGAUUGGGUCGGAGAGAGAGAGAGACGGUGGGAGAGAGGGAGUGGGUGCCAGAGGAUGAAGGGAUGAAUACCAUUCAGGCUGUGGGGCAGGGGGUAGAGGAGGUGUCUGGGUCCGUCACUGGAGGCCAGGCUGACAGCUGCUGAGGGUCUCUUAGAAGAGGAGAGAGUCCUGGUGUUUGAGCUGAGAGCUACACUGGAGAAACAGAGCACCAUGCUGCAGAGGCUGAGCGCACAGAGAAGAGGUACACUAUUUUACCAUACCAGUGAUGUUCUAUACUGUGGUUGUUGUUUUGUAACAGAGGAGGCUUUCAUGAGGCUUGAUUUCUCACAGCAUGACAAUACGUUACUGGAAAUUUAACUUGAUAUAAUUAAACAGAAUACUAUUAUGUUCUUCAUAGGCCAAGCAAAAGUGGCAUUCUCCGCUUCACUGGGAAGUUUGGAUCAUUUUGGACCUGUCAGUAUUGAUGUCACAUUGGUCUAUAAUGAUGUCAUCACUAAUUAUGGCAGCACAUACAGCCCUGUUACAGGUCAGGCAUUCAUUGUUGUGAGGAAGGAAAGAGAACGAGGAAGGAGCAAUAAGGUGUGUGUGUGUGUGUACGUGUGUGUGUGUGUGCACAUGUGUGUGUGUGUGUUUGUGUGUGUGUCUGCGUGUGUGUGUGUGUGUCUGUGUGUGUGUGUGUGUGUACGUGGUGGUUGGUUGAGGGGGUAGUGUAAAAGGUGUUUUGUGGUGCUGUGUAAGUGUGGAUGUGUGUGUUGUGUGUGUGUAAGUGUGUGUGUUGUGAGGUGGUAUGGGUGUGUGUGUGUGUGUUGUGUCUGUGUGUGUGUGUAAGGUGUGUGUGUGUUUUUUUAUGUGUAUGUGUGCGUGUGUGUGGGUCUGUGUGUGUGCGUGUGUAUGUGUGUGUGUGGGUGUUGUUGUGUGUGUAGGAGUGUGUAGUGGAUUGUGUUGUGUCGUGUGUUGCUCUGAGUGUGUGUGUGGGUUGUGUCUGUGGGUGUGGGUGUGGUGUGUGUCAGUGGUGUGUGUGUGUGUGUGGGUGUGUAAUGUGUGGGUGUGUGUGAGUGUGUGUGUGGUGUGUAGUGUGUGUGUGUGUGUGAGUGUGGUGUGGUGUGGUGUGUACAGUGGUGUGUGUGUGGUACGUGUGUGUGUGUGUGUGGUGUGUAGUGUGUGUGGUGUGUCUGUGUGGGUGUGUGUGUGUGUGGGUGUGGUGUGUGUGUGUGGGUGUGUGUGUUUGUGUGUGUGGUGUGCGUGUGGUGUGUGUGUAUGUGUGGUGUGUGUGUGUGUGUGUGUGUGUGUGUGUGGUGUGUGUGUGUGUAUGUGUGUGUGUGUGGUUGUGGUGUGUGUGUGUGUUUGUGUGUGUGUGGUGUACGGUGGUGUGUGUGUGUACGUGUGGUGUGUGUGUACGUUGGGUGUGUGUUGUUUACUGUUGUGUGUGGUGUGUGUAAUGUGUGUGUGUAGUGUGGUGUGUGUGUGGGUGUGUGUACGGUGGGUGUGUCUGUGUGUGUGUGUGUGUACGUGUGUGUGUGUGUACGUGUGUGUGUGGUGCGUGUGUACAUGUGUGUUGUGUACGUGUGUUGUGUACGUGUGUGUGUGUGUACAUGUGUGUGUGUCUGUGGUGGUGUGUUGUGUCACGUGUGUGUGUGUAUGUGUGUGUGUACGUGUGUGUGUGUGUGUACGUGUGUGUGUGUGUACGCGUGUGUGUGUACGUGUGUGUGUACGUGUGUGUGUGUGUGUGUACGUGUGUGUAUGUAUACGUGUGUGUGUACGUGUGUGUGUACGUGUGUGUGUGUGUGUUCGUGUGUGUGUGUGUGUUUGUGUGUACGUGUGUGUGUACAUGUGUGUGUGUGUGCACGUGUGUGUAUGUGUGCAUGUAUACUAUACAUGCACAUGCGUUCGUGCGUGUGUGUGCGAGCAUGCGUGUGUUUGUGUUGAUGCAUCUGAAGUACGUUAAUCUACUGUAUGGCGGGAAGCUGUCUCCGCACCACGUGCUCUCACCACUGGUGUCCCCCAGGGCUCAGUUCUAGCCCCUCUCCUAUUCUCGCUAUACACCAAGUCACUUGGCUCUGUCAUAUCCUCACAUGGCCUCUCCUAUCAUUGCUACGCAGACGACCCACAACUAAUCUUCUCCUUUCCCCCUUCUGAUAACCAGGUGGCGAAUCGCAUCUCUGCAUGUCUGGCAGACAUAUCAGUAUGGAUGACGGAUCACCACCUCAAGCUGAACCUUGGCAAGACGGAGCUGCUCUUCCUCCCGGGGAAGGACUGCCCGUUCCAUGAUCUCGCCAUCACGGUUGACAACUCCGUUGUGUCCUCCUCCCAGAGUGCGAAGAGCCUUGGCGUGACCCUGGACAACACACUGUCGUUCUCCGCUAGGUUCAUGCUCUACAACAUUCGGAGAGUACGACCCUGCCUUACACAGGAAGCAGCACAGGUCCUAAUCCAGGCACUUGUCAUCUCCCGUCUGGAUUACUGCAACUCGCUGUUGGCUGGGCUCCCUGCCUGUGCCAUUAAACCCCUACAACUCAUCCAGAAUGCCGCAGCCCGUCUGGUGUUCAACCUUCCCAAGUUCUCUCACGUCACCCCGCUCCUCCGCACACUACACUGGCUUCCAGUUGAAGCUCGCAUUUGCUACAAGACCAUGGUGCUUGCCUACGGAGCUGUGAGGGGAACGGCACCUCCGUACCUUCAAGCUCUGAUCAGUCCCUACACCCAAACGAAGGCAUUGCGUUCAUCCACCUCUGGCCUGCUGGCUCCCCUACCUCUGCUGAAGCACAGUUCCCGCUCAGCCCAGUCAAAACUGUUCGCUGCUCUGGCACCACAAUGGUGGAACAAGCUCCCUCACGACGCCAGGACAGCGGAGUCACUCACCACCUUCCAGAGACAUUUGAAACCCCACCUCUUUAAGGAACACCUGGGAUAGGAUAAAGUAAUCCUUCUAACCCCCCCCCUUACCCCACCCCACCCCACCACCCCCCAAAAAUAAAAUAUAAUAAUAAUAAUAAUAAUUGUAAAGUGGUUAUCCCACUGGCUAUAAGGUGAAUGCACCAAUUUGUAAGUCGCUCUAGAUAAGAGCGUCUGCUAAAUGACGUAAAUGUAAAUGUAAAUGAGUAUGCUUAUUCACUUUCUACAGCCAUGCAGGGGGUGGACGGAGAAUGGUGUGUGCCUUGUUCAGAAAUGGACAAAGAGUGGUCACCGCCAUUGGAUUAUUCAAGUAUUGUGGACAUUGCUGACACAGUGGCAAAUGGAGCUACUCUUCAGCUGAACAGGGGAGAUCAGGUGCGUCUUGCGGCCAACACACACAUAUUUGACGAUUCACAACGCAAAAGUACAUUUAGUGGCUUCCUGUUUUUCACUGUG
Messenger RNA from Coregonus sp. 'balchen', 23613 nucleotides. The record is from the annotation of a GenBank genome assembly. NCBI's taxonomy places the organism in Eukaryota, Metazoa, Chordata, Actinopteri, Salmoniformes, Salmonidae.